GGAGUCGUACACAGGUAGAGCAGAGCGCGUGUGGAAGGUUGCUUCAUCUGUUGACGCGCAGGCAUGGAGACCAACGGCACGGCCGACAUCUUGUCCUCGGCGUACCUGGCUGUAGAGCUUGUGGACUCGCUGCUGCCUCAAAACCCGCUGCAGGAGCCUGUGAAACAGGCGUGGAACCACAUGCUGCAGAACUACAGCAAGUUCCAGAUCGCCACAUGGGGCUCGCUCAUCGUGCAUGAACUGGUCUACUUCCUGUUCUGUCUACCGGGCUUCGUGUUUCAGUUCAUUCCGUUCAUGCAGAGGUACAAGAUUCAGAAGGAUAAACCAGAGACGUGGGAGAAACAGUGGCGGUGCGUCAAGAUGCUGCUGUUCAAUCACUUCUGCAUCCAGCUGCCUCUCAUCUGCGGCACGUACUACUUCACGGAGUACUUUAACAUCCCGUACGACUGGGAAUCCAUGCCCCGCUGGCCGUAUCUGUUAGCUCAGUGUUUCGGCUGUUCGGUGAUCGAGGACACGUGGCACUAUUUCCUGCACCGAGCGCUCCAUCACCGCCGAAUCUACAAAUACAUCCACAAAGUUCACCAUGAUUUCACAGCUCCGUUUGGGAUGCAGGCAGAAUAUGCUCACCCGUUGGAGACACUGAUCCUGGGCGCCGGCUUCUUCAUCGGCAUCAUGGUGUUCUGUAAUCACGUGGCACUCUUAUGGGCGUGGGUCACCAUCCGUCUGCUGGAGACCAUCGAUGUGCACAGUGGAUACGAUAUCCCUCUGAACCCGCUGCACUUGAUCCCCUUCUACGCCGGCACACGCUUCCACGACUUUCACCACAUGAACUUCGUGGGUAAUUACGGCUCCACCUUCACCUGGUGGGACAGACUGUUUAACACCGACGACCAGUACAACAGCUACAUGCAGAAACAGAGCCUGAAGAAAAACAAGUAACACACACACACACACACUUCGCACUAAUGUGUUUCACACUGGACUGAACAGAUGUCAGCGCAUCCACACCAGCAACUUACACCCAUUUCACCGUAGUGUGCCUUUAAAUUACAGAGGGAAAACCCCUGUUCAUACUUGACUUAAAAACAAAUUCUUUCACAGACAAUCGUGCACAUAUCUUGUAAUUCGUGCAUUGAUAUUUCUAUUUUGGUUUGAAGACAAGCGUUAGAUGUUAGUCUGUCUGUAACGAAGGAAAAACACACGCACACACCCACACACACAUUAAAUGGUAUGUGUUCUGUGUUUAUACCUCUCAUGUACAAAAUAGCUUGCUGUUUAUUCAGUGAUGCAAACAUUUGCCACUGGAAAAUAACGAUGACAUCAUCCCUGAAAGCACUUUGGAUCAAAAGUUUUGUUUUUUCCUGAUGAUUUUUUUUGUUGUUGUUAUUGUGAAGGUCUUUUCUGAGUUUGCUGUGAGAACAGAGGAUCGUUUAAAAAAAUUAUAUGAUCCAUAUAGUAUUACACACUAUAAUUAUAUUAUAUACUAUUUCGAUCUAUAUCUAAGACGGUAGCCUAUAUUAAUUAUCAUGUGCCUUAACGAAAGACCAAAUAAACUGUAAAGAAACCUUG
Molecule: messenger RNA, 1569 nt
Organism: Ictalurus furcatus (blue catfish)
Lineage: Eukaryota; Metazoa; Chordata; Actinopteri; Siluriformes; Ictaluridae
Gene: msmo1
Product: methylsterol monooxygenase 1
Exons: 6
Coding region: 64-939 (291 amino acids)
Biological process (GO): sterol biosynthetic process
Molecular function (GO): iron ion binding; C-4 methylsterol oxidase activity
Source: RefSeq, a predicted model, not a curated record